Molecule: messenger RNA, 534 nt
Organism: Schistocerca piceifrons (Central American locust)
Lineage: Eukaryota; Metazoa; Arthropoda; Insecta; Orthoptera; Acrididae
Exons: 5
Coding region: 1-534 (177 amino acids)
Biological process (GO): nervous system development; neurogenesis
Source: RefSeq, a predicted model, not a curated record
AUGGCAGAGUCGCGAGCAGUGAGAGGCUCGAUACAUCGUAGGAGCAGUGCCCUGCACGCGCCGGUUCCCAGGGAGGGGUCGGCGCAUACCUGUUGGCGGCGCCUGCCCGUCCUGUGGGUCAAGGGCGAGGAGGAAGGCAACCGGCCAGCGUCUCGGCGCCGCAGCGGCAGCGGCAGCGGCAGCGGCCACCGCUGUAACGGGCGAGCCGCCACCAGCAGCGGAGCACCUCAGCCACGGGGGACUGGCCGCCGCGCCGUGCUGCGCCUCGCCGCACAGGUGGGAAACAUCAAGGCGAGCCUCGCGGCUCUGUCUUCGCUGGGCGUGUCCGUGGACGGGGUGUCGGCGCGCGAUGUGCGGGACGGCUCCCUGAGGGCCGUGCUGGCUCUCCUGUUCGCGCUCUCGCGCUACAAGCAGCAGCAGAAGCAGCAGAGGCACGUGCAGCACCAGCACGCCGCACACGACGACAUGCCCAGGCUGCCGGCCCCAUUCAGCAAGCAGCAGCAACAGCAGGCCCACGCGCAUGCGUGCGACUAA